Molecule: messenger RNA, 1521 nt
Organism: Trichoderma virens Gv29-8
Lineage: Eukaryota; Fungi; Ascomycota; Sordariomycetes; Hypocreales; Hypocreaceae
Exons: 3
Biological process (GO): regulation of DNA-templated transcription
Molecular function (GO): zinc ion binding; DNA-binding transcription factor activity, RNA polymerase II-specific
Source: RefSeq, a predicted model, not a curated record
AUGGCCAAGAGAUCUUGCGAUUUCUGUGUUCAACGCAAAACUCGGUGCGACAAUGGCCGGCCAUGCCGCAAGUGCCUCGACGCACAACCUCCACUCGAAUGCACCUAUUUGAAGCCGGUGCUUAAACGCGGCCCAAAGACUUCGAAGCUCACGCAGCGGUGCAAUUGGAAAUGGAAAAUUGAGGCACAAAACCCACCUCUAGAAUCUCUUGGCCAUGUCGACCCAAACUCGACGAGAGUUGCCACCGAUGCUCCCGCUUAUUACAAGGCAGAAAGGCUGCCUCUGUCUAUACUCAGGCCGGUGAUUGAGGCCUAUAGUUCUCGCAUGUAUCCCGUCUGGCCAGUCCUUCAUGUGCCGGAUCUCCUCAACAGGCUUGAGAAGUUGGAAAUGGGUGAAUCGUCUGAUGCUGAUGUUUACGCUAUGACACUGGCACUAUGCUCAGCGACAAUGGCUCAAUUGAACCUCACUGCAAUGAAGGAUAUUCCACCUCAUGUCACUAGCGAAUACAUGGAGAAAGAGUGUAACCGGCAUCGCAACCUGACAAAUUAUCGAGAACAUCCUUCAAUCGAAGGAGCUCUCACGUCCUUCUUUCUUCAUGUCUACCAUGCCAAGGCUGACAAUAGAAAUGCAUCAAUGGUCUUUCUACAAGAAGGCAUCUCAAUCGCUCGACUUCUCCGUCUGGACCGGAUAGAGGUCGAAUCUUGCCAACUUCAACAUAAUCUCGACAAUGGCCAAUCCCCAGUAACUGCUCACAAGCGCCUAGUAUAUAUCCUCUUGUGGGUUAGUGAAAGGGGCUAUGCUAUCCAACAUGAUCUCCCCAUCUCUAUACUUGAUACAGUUCAAAUUCCUACAGACAACAUGGAUGAUUUCGACAAGUACGGAAAGGGACUGAUUGAACUUGCCGCAUUAUUUGUUGCUUUUGAUGCCUUCUUUUAUCGUACGGCCCGGUACAUGUACGAAGCUUGCCAAGGCAACUCUCAACAGCAUCGCCUCAUAGCGGUCCAACGAUCCCUGGAAAGCAUCUCCCCGAAAGCUUUUGAAUAUGAUUUAGUGCAACGGGCGGAUUAUAAUAUAACAAGGCAUUGGAUGCGAAUUCUGAUUUGGCAGCAAGCGAUGUCUCAAAGUCUGCUGUCGUCUUGUGCAGAUGAUGAUUCAAUGACCUUUCUCUUUCCGUCUCAAAUAGCACAAGAUUUUCUUACUUCUAUUACAAUCAACUCGAAGGAGCACUUGGUUUCAUUGGGAAGAGACCAGCUUAUAAAGUCCUUCGAAAUCACAAAUACACUGGCAGAUGUGAUAUUAUGCACUACUAGUGCUUACAGCAGCCCUCUUGUGCAAGAUUCCUACAACUCUCGCCGGAAAUCAUAUUUUGGUUUACAACGCGAAAGCUGGAAAUAUGGACCAGCAGAUUUCCUACACGCCAUGUAUCAGACAAUUUCUCCAUUCCUAACUUACGAUAAACGACUGUACGAUAUGAUACGGCUCAAAGCAGCAGACGCAUUGUUGCGCUCACCGAGCAGGAUU